UGGGAGGUGUGUGUGGGAAAAGCCGAGAGAUGGAUCUUCCCUUCUUUUGACAACACUCUCCCCUUCAGGACUAAGUCUGCACUGGAGGAAAUUAACUGUGAGGGAGAAGCGCUAAUCACACCUCCGUGUGGGAGCCAACUCCCGGGAGCAGCGUGUGCCGCCAGCCCCAGGAUAUUCCCUGCCUCCAACCUGAAGUGAUCCUUUCUGGAACGGUUCAGUCGCGCCUGCAGUUCACCUUUGCCUGCAGUUAACCAGCGUGCAAUUUGGGUUUAAUGGAGCUGGGUUUAUUGUUCCUCUUUGGACUUACGAUUACGUCGACUGCAGGGACCGCGCUGCCCCGGCCCCGCUCCGCGCUGCCGGCGGCCGGCCCGGGACACCGCGAGCGCGACGAGAGCGGAGCGGCGGCGGCCGCGGGCGGCAGGGCCAGGGCGGACGGCGGAGCGCUGCGGCACCGGGCCCGGCGCUGCACUUGCUACACCUACAAGGACAAGGAGUGCGUGUACUACUGCCACCUCGACAUCAUCUGGAUCAACACCCCCGAGAGGACUGUGCCGUAUGGACUGUCUAACUACAGAGGCAGCUUCAGAGGCAAAAGGUCCACAGGCCAGACUCAGAGUGCUCCCCAGUCCUCACUCCGAUGUUCCUGCUGGGAUGCUCACGACAAGCAGUGUUUGCAGUUUUGCAGAAGAAUGCAGGACAGAAGGAGAAAUCAUGGAUCAAUGAAGAAGACAGAGGAGAAAGACCAAUGCAGGGAAGAGGAACACAAUUUUGUUCAGUAGCACAGAGAGUCUGGAGGAUUCUGAACAAUCAGCUUUAACAUUUAUUUGCUGGAGCUCAGAAACAAGAACUUAAACUACAACUCUCCCUUGAGAUGGACAAACUUGAUGCUUCAGUGUGAUGCCAGUGGAGAAUUCAGCAGUAGGCAACACUUCCAUUUCAGCAGUGCCCCUCUGAGGGCAUGGGAACCUGGAUGAAGAAGCUUUUCUCCCCUCGAGAGAGCCUCAGAAAAGGAUAAUCUUUAUCAUGUAACCUGGCAGGGAAUGUAUCACUAUUGAGGAAAACUUCAAAAGCAGACCCAAACUUCAGCAAUGCAAAGCUUCAGGAAACGUUUUUCUCUGUGAUUUAAACAAGUACAAUAGACACUGUUCACUCACUGCUUGCUCUGUGUCUGAAGAAUCCAUCCACAGCUCUGUGCAGGCAGCUGCAAGUGGAGAAUGUGGAGAGUUAGAGGGAGAUUGCCUCUACAUCAGUUCUCAUUAAGAAUAAACAGAUACAAAAUAUUUCUCUUGUUAAUGUAUGCAAGCCUGAAUCAUCACAUUGUAACUUCGUGGCAGAUGUUUAAAUGACAGUAUCUAUGCAGAAUAAAUAUGAAUGGCUAAUAUAAAUAUUAUUAUAAACUAUAGCAAGUUAAGAGUAUACAUUGAGUAUUCAAUAGAUUACCUAAUUUAGGCACAAGUUAUUCCUGCACUUGGAAGUUCCACUCAAACACACUUACAGUGAUUAUUUGGGGAUGCACUGUAGUUGGUGAACAGAACUUCAGUGAUUCAUCCCAAAGAAUUUUCCUACAGAUGCAAGGCUAGGACUGUGGAACUUGAUGCCAUCAGAGUAAUUUCUGUGCUGGCCAUUUGCUGUCCCAGGCCCCUACAGGUCACACCCUCAGCACACCCUCUGGGCUUUGCCAGUGCUGCAAAUCCCACCUUUAUCUCUCCAUUGAAACACCAGCACCAAAUAACCCAGAAACUUGGCAAUAAGGAUUAACUCCAACCCUGGACAUUUUUCAGUGUAAAUGAUUUCUUCAGAAAUUAUGGACUUCUUUUUGCUACAAGGAUGCAAGAGUAAGAAAAGGAAAAAGAGUAACUUUUGCAAAUCCUGUUCUAUAUUAUUUAAAAAGAGAGGAAAUCCCUUACUUGUGACAUUACAAUUUUUUUUUGGGCGUUUACUGAUCUUCAUGCAGACUUUCCCCAGGGCACACAGGUUAAACAAUAACCCCCUGUUGUUAAAUUAUAUUUUAGAAGAAGAAAGAUGGAGACCAAAAGAAAAGUGAAAAGAAAUCAACAGUAAAAAUAUCUAUAUAGGGCUUAAACCAGUGGUAAUGGUUUUUGUUCAAAACAAGAAAGGGAGGUCUUUGCCAAAACAUAUGAUAUAUUUUAUAUAUAUGUGGAUAUAUUUCAUAAAUAAAUUAUUACAGUUAUAAAAUUAAAUAUAUCUUUCAGUUAUUGCAUUUGUAUCAGUUUCUUACUUGCUGUGUAACUGAUUUUGUACAUUUAUAGAAAAUAGAUUAUUUAUUGUAUAAAACCACUACACAUACUAUUUUUUCGUAUUCUUUUUUUAAAAUACAUUGUAUAGUUUUGGGGUUUUUAAAAAAGAAUCAGGCAUUUUUGUUAAGAAUGCUUAGUGUUCCUAGUGUUCCUUUAUGACCAAGACCUGGAAAUUUCUUUCCCUGCUGAAUCCCUCCACACAGGUCCCACAGCUUGCUGCCUUUAAGAGGUUGAUAAUUCUCCUGACAGUCUGGGAGUUGAGUAGGAAAACAGGAGAACAAAUUCUGUGCCAGUAACUGUGCAUAAAAAGUGAAGUUUCAAUUUUGUGUCCCUUUUGCUAUAAAUGUAACCCUCAUCUGUCCCCUAACCCUGGGACAAACAAGGUGAAAGUUAUUUGUCCUGAGAGUUCUUUUUGUGGACAAUGUCCAUGGAGUUCAGCUCCAGCCCCAAGCACAUCCCAGUGCUGAACAAGCCUCCAGAUUCUCCUCAGCUCAGCUUUUACAUGACCUGCUCAGCCUGUGUUUGGAAUUCUCCUGUCUUCCCCCAUGUGAAUUCAAUUUAAAUGUUGCAUUUGAAGAUGGAUUCACACCUUCCUCAGUCCCAAACGCUUUAAUUUAAUUUUAAACAAUCAAAAAAAAAAAAAAAUCUAGCUGGAUUCUUUCUUUGACAUGGAGGCAGAUUUAGCCCUUCAGUGGAGGGCAAAGAUGUUAUUGUUGUUUUUUCUCCUCAGGAAAGAGAAAUCCCUUUUUUUUUCUAUAUGAAUUCCACAUUGAAGGGGUUUGGUUUUGGAACUCUGGUGCCAAUGUACCAGUUAAUGUAAAAAUCAGUCCAUUGUGAAUACAGCAAAAGAAUGAAAAUGAGAAAUAAUGUUGUAUCAAGCUCAGAGGAGGGAGAAGUUAACUGUAGAUAUUUCCAAAUAAACCUAUAAACCACAGAAUUUACCUGGAAGUUGUGUGUGCUGGAUUCUAGCUUUGAACUAUCGUUGUUCCAUCUGGGAACAGUUAACAACAUGAGACAGUUUUGACCUAAUUUCAUGUUUAUAGAAAAUGUCACCAGUAACAUUCCUCAUUGAUUCACUUUACCUAAUUUUUAAUUUGUACUACAAGGUGUUGAGAUAAUUGGAAGUACAACUCUUUAAAAAGUGAUACAUAGAAAUAAACUCAUAUACAACUAAUAUAUGUUUUUAAUUAAGAAACAACUCUUAAAAUCUGAUAACUCAUAAAAGGAUUAUUUGCAAAAGUUAGAAUUAAAGGCUCUUUCAUCUUUCAACAUGUAGUGUUAGCAUAGUUAGGUGUCCUCAGAAUCACUCUUGUUCUGGGAUAUUAUUUUGAGGACAUUUGUACUUUUACUUUUGUAACAACAAAUUAGUUCCAGUUCUUACUCUAUUCAAUGUAAAACCAUAUAUGUACAA
Molecule: messenger RNA, 3669 nt
Organism: Pyrgilauda ruficollis (rufous-necked snowfinch)
Lineage: Eukaryota; Metazoa; Chordata; Aves; Passeriformes; Passeridae
Gene: EDN3
Product: endothelin 3
Exons: 5
Coding region: 273-779 (168 amino acids)
Biological process (GO): vein smooth muscle contraction; regulation of vasoconstriction; regulation of systemic arterial blood pressure by endothelin
Cellular component (GO): extracellular region
Molecular function (GO): hormone activity; endothelin B receptor binding
Source: RefSeq, a predicted model, not a curated record